UAUAGAUUGCACAUUUAUUCUUCUCAGCAAUUUAUAUCAUAUUCAUAUCAUCAUAUGCAUAUGGUGGAGUUCCAUUUAUAACUUCAGGAGUCAGGAUCUUCUCUCUCUCUCUCUCUCUUGAUUGCCGGUAGUGAGAGAAAGCGAGGGGAUGACUUCGUAUCUGCGGCAGAAGUUUCAGUCUCUGACAUUCUCCUCGGAGUCCGAAGAUGCAAAAGAGGGGGAGCUCAACUCUGAGAAUAGAGAAGAAAUUGAGCGUAGUAGAAUUCAAAGUAUGAAAGCGCUUGUCCUAAAACAAGAUCCCUCUGCUAAGGAUGUGGAUGAGUUGAUGUUCCGUAGAUUUCUUCGGGCUCGUGAUCUUGAUGUUGAGAAGGCAUCAGCUAUGUUUCUGAAGUAUUUGAAAUGGAGGAGAGAAUUUGUUCCAAAUGGCUUCAUAUCUCCAUCAGAAAUUCCUAAUGAUCUGGCCCAAAAUAAGUUAUUUAUGCAAGGAUAUGAUAAGGCUGGACGCCCAAUUGUCCUCGUUUUCGCUGCCCGGCAUAAGCCUGCAUCCACUAAUGUGGAAGAGUUUAAGCGAUAUGUUACUUUCAGUCUUGACAAAAUUUGUGCGAGAAUGCCUAGUGGACAUGAGAAGUUCACUUCCAUUGCUGAUCUAGAGGGAUGGGGUUACUCUAACAGUGACAUUCGAGGAUAUCUUGCUGCUCUAUCUAUUCUGCAAGAUUGCUACCCCGAGAGGCUGGGCAAGUUGUUGAUCAUCAAUGCGCCCUACAUAUUUAUGACUGCAUGGAAGAUGGUUUAUCCGUUUAUUGACAAAAACACAAAGAAAAAGAUUGUUUUCGUAGAGGACAAAAAACUGCGAGCUACUCUGCUCCAAGAUAUCGAUGAGAGUCAGCUUCCCAAUUGCGUUGGAGGGCCAUUGAAGUUGGUACCCAUUCAGGUGUGCUGAUACGGAUCGAGUAGAGAGGCUACUCAUAUUUGAACAUUAUUAAUUUGUUACAAUAUAAUCUUGUAAUUCUAUAUCAAUUACCACACAUUGCCUCCCAUAUAAACACAAUCCUGGCACUUGACAUACAAAAACUGACAGGAUCUAUUCAUAAUGAUCCCUUAUUACAUUUGAGUUAAAUAACACGUUUCAGAAACCAAAA
Molecule: messenger RNA, 1139 nt
Organism: Salvia miltiorrhiza (redroot sage)
Lineage: Eukaryota; Viridiplantae; Streptophyta; Magnoliopsida; Lamiales; Lamiaceae
Exons: 6
Coding region: 149-940 (263 amino acids)
Source: RefSeq, a predicted model, not a curated record